Acanthochromis polyacanthus (spiny chromis) is the source of this 1648-nucleotide messenger RNA. Its product is annotated as 5-hydroxytryptamine receptor-like. NCBI's taxonomy places the organism in Eukaryota, Metazoa, Chordata, Actinopteri, Pomacentridae. Gene Ontology annotation, biological process: G protein-coupled receptor signaling pathway. Gene Ontology annotation, cellular component: membrane. The transcript is spliced from 2 exons. The record is from RefSeq and is a predicted model, not a curated record. Gene Ontology annotation, molecular function: G protein-coupled receptor activity. Bases 89 to 1648 code for a protein of 519 amino acids.
AUGCACAACAGCGGGAGCAGCAGGGUUGCUAUGUGUUCGGCCAGUGAGGAGGGAAUGAAGGCACAGAAGUGAACAUGUUGACUCUCUGAUGCUGGAGAUGACAGGAGAUCCUGCACCUGCAUGGGAUUCUGGGAACAGCACCAUUUGGGAGGAAUACAUCGACAUUGCCUUUGUGGCGGCAAACAGCUUGAUUCUAUUAAUCACUUCUGCUGUGGGCAUUACAGCGAAUGUGUUUGUCAUACUGGCAGUGUAUCGGCAAAAAUCACUGCAAACCUCCAAUAAUGCACUGGUGGUGAAUCUGGCUGUGAUCGACUUUCUGCGGUGUGUAUUCGACUGCCCCAUUCUGCUAACCGUCGUUAUCACUGUGUAUCAAAAGGGACAGUUGGACAGUCUGACCUGUGACACACAAAUGGCCUCUUUCUCUUUCAGCUGCUGCAUACAGUUGUUAACGCUGGUGUGCAUAAGUGCAGAGAGACACCAGGCCAUCGCACAACCCUUCAAAACUGGCCAACGAAAAGCACGGAUUACGGCACUCAUUCUUCUCACAUGGAUCUUGGCUAUUCUCAUGGCUGUUUUUUCACUGAUGUUUUUCAGUGACUCACCCGUGCAUGUGCGAUGCCAAGGACGACAGAGAGAAACAUCAUCUUCCUAUGACAACUUUGGACUUUACAUGCUGUUCCCACUGUGGGCAGCUUGCUUCGGUCUUAUCAUUGGAUUCUACACUCGCAUAUUUGCUCUAGUGAGAUCACACAAUCGCAAAAUAUUUGAUAAAGGAACUUCUUCUCCUCCUAAAAAAGACACAUCAGAAGAUAAGCCAAAAAAGGAAGAGACAACAAUCGUUGCAAAUGGACAUGGAAAAUCUGAGCAAAACCAGACCCUGAGCAUCCCUGCUGCUCAGACACAUCCUGAACCAGAUUCAUCAAAGAAAAAGACUUCAGCUUCUCUGCAGACCUCAGGAAAAGCUCCUCAGGGUCUCUCCAUCAGUCCAGAGAAUAAAAAAGAAUACAAAAAUACACUGGAAAUAAGUGACUUAGAAUCAGACCAGCCUGACCCCGCUGCAGUGCAGUCUGCAGUGGAGACGACUAAGGAGAAACAUUUAAAAACAGAGCAGUCCAGCCUCGGUGCCACAAAUGUCACAAAAGGAGACACAGCUACUAAUGUAAAGAACUCAACCACAAAGACGCAGAAGGUGUCGAGCAAUUUCGACACAGAAAACCAGACCAAAGAGAGACUGAAAACCGACAAAGAAACCAGCCCCAGUGUUUUGUUGAUUGCGCAGUCAGAAAAUCCUGAAUCUACAUCUGUCUUACUGAUUGAACCAAAACGAGCAAAGAACAGCAAUGAAGGAGAAACACUGGCUGUUGCUGCAGUGAAUCAAGUAUCUUCAUUACCUCCAGUCUCGAGCAAUGUCCCUGAAACAGAAGCUGUAAAACAGAACAUGGAGGUAGAAGGAGCUGUUUGCAUGAUGCCUUCAAAAGCAGGGAGAGAGAGAGCAAGGAAAAAGAAGGAAAGUAAAAUGGCCAAGCGUGCUGGCUACAUAAUCAUUACCUUCCUCCUAUUCUGGCUGCCUCUAAUCGCAACUAUCCUGAUGAAUUUUGUUCACAAAAGCAAGAAUACACAGCAUCUGGUGCUUAGCGAGACCAGUUAG